CCCAACAUCUAUAUGCCUAUAUAUAAACCCAUGAUACUAACGUACUGUUCUCUCUUUCUCUUUCACGCAAUCAGUCUCAAAUUCGCGGAGUGAAGAGAGCUUGCAGAUUAGUGAUUUAGGGUUAGGGUUUAUCAAUUUUAAUAUUCAUCCUUUUCUUAACUCCAAUUCAAACGACAAUGGAUCCCACCAAAAAGCGUAAGCUUGACGAGAACGGAUUCGGCGGUGAAGCUGAUCACCUAAAGCUCUCCCCGUCGGAAGCCCGUAAGGUAAUCGAGCGUUUCACCUCCGACCAGCUAAUUAACAUCCUCCAAGACGCCGUCAUCCGCCAUCCUGAUGUUCUCUCCGCCGCCCGCGCAAUUGCUGACACCGACAUCUCCCAACGCAAGCUAUUCAUCCGCGGCCUCGGCUGGGACACAACCACCGACGGUCUCCGCUCUCUCUUUUCAACUUAUGGUGAACUUGAAGAAGCCAUUGUCAUUGUCGACAAGGCCACCGGUAAGUCUAAGGGUUAUGGCUUUGUCACCUUCCGCCAUGUGGAUGGGGCUCUACUAGCUCUUCGUGAGCCUAGCAAGCGCAUUGAUGGACGGGUUACUGUCACGCAAUUAGCUGCAGCAGGGAAUUCGGGUUCUAACACCAACACAGCAGAUAUUGCGCAGCGAAAGAUAUAUGUAUCUAACGUGCCACCGGAUCUCGCAGGAGAUAAGCUUUUAGCCCAUUUCUCACUGUAUGGCGAGAUCGAGGAAGGUCCAUUGGGCUUUGAUAAACAGACAGGAAGGUCGAAAGGGUUCGCUCUUUUUGUGUACAAGACACCUGAAGGGGCUCAGGCUGCGCUGUUGGAGCCCGUGAAGAAUGUAGAGGGGCGGCAGUUAAAUUGCAAGCUGGCAAUAACAGAUGGGAAGCAGCAACGUGGUGGGCCAGAUGGGGUUCAGCCCCGUGGGAAUACCCAUGGAAAUGGAAUGGGGAUGGCUCCUGCAGCUGGGCCUGGGCCGGGUCAAUACGGUGGCUCUGUUGGUAUGGGUCCUUAUGGAGGGUUUUCUGGUGGGCAUCAGGGUCAGCCUCCAAUGGGUAACCAUCCUAUGAAUUCGUCUGUUGGCGGUGGGUUGUCUUCUGUGGGGAGUCAGGCCCCGUCUUCAGUGGGUGGUGCGGGUGGGUAUGGUGGUGGUCAUUAUGGAGGUUAUGGUGGGCCUACAGCGACAGGUUUUGGUGGCAGCGGUGGCGGCAGCGGUUAUGGAGGAGGUAGUGGUGGGACCGGUGCAGGUGCCGGUGGUGGACAUAGUUCUGCUGGAGGUAAUGUUGGGCUUUCUUCUUUGUACAGAUUACCAAGUUCAGGUGGAAUGCAAGCUGGAGGAUAUCCUGAUAGCGGCCACUAUAGUUCAUCGGGUUAUCAGAAUCAGCAUCUUCCUCCUGCUGGGGCGUCGCCGGUACCAAGGGUUCAACCUGGUUCCAUGUAUCCAAAUGGGCCCCCUUACUACUAAGGUGUAUCAUCGCUUGUUGGGCGCAGAUCUUUGUGUGCUUCUGGUGAUUGCGUUGUUAUUGCAGACUAUGUGCUCUGGUGUAGUGAUUGUGUUAACUUGUACUUUUACAGCCUCUUGAUUUCACCUUCUCUCCUUUUAAGCACGAUCCAUGCGCUGUUAGUUAAAAACUAUUGUGAUAGACUAGUUUUGUACUUUUAGCCAGAUUACUUUAGCUGUUCCAACCUUUAUUUUAAUUAUAUUGGUUAUGGAUUAUGGUCAUAUUUAUUAUGAGUUUGUACUUGGUUACAUUUUUCUUGGGUUAUCAGUAAUUUCUUCUUGAGUUA
This is a messenger RNA of Lathyrus oleraceus (garden pea), 1798 nucleotides long. Its product is annotated as UBP1-associated protein 2C. NCBI's taxonomy places the organism in Eukaryota, Viridiplantae, Streptophyta, Magnoliopsida, Fabales, Fabaceae. Gene Ontology annotation, molecular function: RNA binding. Gene Ontology annotation, cellular component: nucleus. The transcript is spliced from 2 exons. The record is from RefSeq and is a predicted model, not a curated record. Bases 177 to 1475 code for a protein of 432 amino acids.